Molecule: messenger RNA, 1173 nt
Organism: Gastrolobium bilobum
Lineage: Eukaryota; Viridiplantae; Streptophyta; Magnoliopsida; Fabales; Fabaceae
Exons: 1
Coding region: 1-1173 (390 amino acids)
Source: RefSeq, a predicted model, not a curated record
AUGGACAGAUUUUUGAGAAUCUGUGACACUACCAAGCAUAACGGGGUGUCCGAUGAUGCAAUUAGACUCCGACUGUUCCCUUUUGCUGUAACAGGAAACACUCUGAGAUGGUUGAAUAGACAAGCCCCCAACAGCAUCAGAACGUGGGAUGAACUGGCGGCUAAAUUCUUCGCAGAGCACUUCUCUAGGGAGAAAUACAACAAGUUGGUGAAUGAAAUCACCAACUUCACUCAACAACCAGGAGAAACUCUAUGUGCAGCUUGGACCAGAUUCCAAGAACUGAUCAGAAGGUGCCCCGCGUAUGAUCUGCCAGACGGAAAGAAGGUCAGAGUCUUCUAUAAUGGAAUGACACCAGACUCCAGAAUGAUUGUCAAUGGUGCAGCCGGUGGGACCAUAGCAAAGAAGAUAGCAGCUCAAACUUUAGACCUGAUCGAUUUCAUGUCGAGGGCUGAGAAUGCAUCAAUGGCAGUUCAACCAAUUCAACCAAGAAGGGGAAUUCUGCAAUUGGGAAACAAUGAUGCAUCGCUAGCAGAACAAAAGAUCUUAUCUCAACAGAUAGUCAGUUUGAAUGCUAAGUUGGAAAAGAUGCAACUUUCGAUAGCUCAAGUUAACUCGUUUAACUGUGAGUAUUGCAAAGGAGAGCAUGAGACCAUCGAAUGCCCAACACUUAUAGGAGCUGAUUCCUUUCAAGUUAAUGGAGUCUGGUAUGAUCCAAGACCACAGCAGAACUUCCAGAGAAACCAGAACAAUGCUCCUGGAAACAACUUCCAAAGGAGAUUUCAAGGGGGAGGUUUAGAUUACAAAUCCGACCAAUAUUUACAACCUCCUCCAAUUUCACAAACUCAAACAUCUGAGCUAGAGAAAGAACCGAAACAGUUGACAAAGACAACUGAAGCGUUCAUGAACGAGACCAGGACUCAUCAUAAAAAUCAAGAUGCUUCAAUCAGAAAUCUAGAAACUCAAAUUGGGCAGUUGUCAAGACAAUUAGCUGAGAGAAGUCCUGGAACAUUCCCCAGUGACACUAUAAUCAACCCAAGGGAGCACUGCAAUGCCAUCACUACUAAAAGCGAGAAUCUAGAAAAAGUGGAAGCUCCUACAGGAAAGGAUGAUCACACUCAAGAAGGCAAGGAAGAAGCAAAAGAGAAACCUCCUGUAGUUCAGAAGAAGCAAUGA